AUGAGCAUCAACAAAGUCGACUACCAGCAUUAUCUCAGCGAGUCCUCAAAAGCAAGGAAGCCCAGCGCCAUUAGGCGACUGAUUCCUCUGACAAAGAUCCCAGGAAUGAUCUCGCUCGGUGCAGGCGCACCGAACGGUGACCUGUUCCCCUUUGAAGGGAUCAGCAUCUCGCUCAAGAAUGGAGAGACCCUCCAAGUGGAUUCCAAAGUCCUAGCCGAGUCCUUGACUUACGGCCCAUCUGACGGAAUCCCUCAAUUGAAUGGCUGGCUGAAGGAGUUGCAGACAAUUCGACAUGCGCCUCCUCGUGAGUUUGCAGUGACGAUUGGUACAGGAUCUCAGGAUCUGGUUACGAAGGCAUUGCAGAUGCUGAUUUCGGAGGGCGAUAAUGUCCUCUUCGAAUCGCCAGGAUAUGUAGGCGUCAUUGCGUUCUUGAGGCAUCAGCCAUGCAACCUUGUCGACGUUGAGCUGGACUCGCACGGUGUGGUGCCUGCAAAGCUGCGUGAGCAACUAGAUAGCUGGCCUGCAGACAAGAGAAAGCCCAAGAUGUUGUACACGGUCCCUGUGGGAGGCAACCCGACUGGUGUCAGUCAGACGUUGGAGCGCAAGAAGGAAAUUUACAAGAUUGCUCAGGAACACGACUUGUUGAUCCUGGAGGACGACCCAUACUACUACCUCCAGUUUAACGAAAAGAUCCCAUCGUACUUUUCAAUGGACGUGGAUGGACGGGUGUUGCGGUUCGAUAGCAUGUCUAAGAUUCUGUCCUCGGGAUUGCGUGUCGGAUGGGCUACUGGACCAGUGGAGUUGAUCAAUGUCAUGAAUCUGAUGACUCAGACUAGCAACUUACAGCCGUCGAGUGUUGCACAGGCAAUAACGUAUACGCUUGUUGAGUCCUGGGGCCAUCAGGGAUUCUACGAACACACACUCAAGGUCGCAGCGUUCUAUAAGGAGCGGUGCCAGCUUUUCUGCCAAUACGCGCGCAAGCACUUGACGGGGCUGGCCGAAUGGGUCGAGCCUGAUGCGGGGAUGUUUGUGUGGUUCUAUCUGAAAGGGAUCGAGGACUCAUUCGACCUGAUCCUGACCAAGGCCGUGGAGAAGAAAGUGCUGCUUGUGCCCGGGAUUGAGUUCUUCUGCGACCAGGAGAAGAGUGGGCCCAGCCAGUGCGUGAGGGCCUCGUUCUCGAAUGUGACGGAGCAGGACAUGGACCUUGGACUGGAGCGCCUGGCGAGCCUUCUCCGCGAGCAGAUUGAGCAGCAGCAUUAG
Molecule: messenger RNA, 1260 nt
Organism: Gamsiella multidivaricata
Lineage: Eukaryota; Fungi; Mortierellomycota; Mortierellomycetes; Mortierellales; Mortierellaceae
Product: pyridoxal phosphate-dependent transferase
Exons: 6
Coding region: 1-1260 (419 amino acids)
Biological process (GO): biosynthetic process
Molecular function (GO): pyridoxal phosphate binding; transaminase activity
Source: RefSeq, a predicted model, not a curated record